This is a messenger RNA of Pleuronectes platessa (European plaice), 1155 nucleotides long. RefSeq names its product putative protein MSS51 homolog, mitochondrial. The coding region runs from base 1 to 1155 and encodes 384 amino acids. The record is from RefSeq and is a predicted model, not a curated record. The transcript is spliced from 6 exons. NCBI's taxonomy places the organism in Eukaryota, Metazoa, Chordata, Actinopteri, Pleuronectiformes, Pleuronectidae.
AUGACAGAAACUCAGGGAGCCGCCCCAGACACUGGGGGUGAACCCAUGGCCUUCCACUCUCAGAAGGAGAUGUUUGAGAAGAUGGAGGAAUCCUUUAAAGUGUGCGCACAUUGUGAGAAGAGGCCAAAUCAACUCUCAAACGCACAGAACCUGAAGCGCUGUGUGAGAUGUCUAAACGUGUACUACUGCUGCAGAGGCUGUCAGAAGGAGGACUGGCACAAACACAAGAAGCUGUGCGCGCUGCUGCGUCUUGCUGCCAUCGACAGAGUGGUGGAGUGGCUCAUGUUCAAAGGAGAGCUUCCAUUCUCCACAGAGCAGUGGUCGAAGCCGCUGUCAGAGGUUAAGGAUUGGGACGACUGGCUGGCGAUGCAGGGAGAUCUCACCUCUCGCCUCGAACCAAUUUUAAAUGGAACCAUCAUGUCAGAGCUGUGGAUCAACACGUGCAGACCUCGGCCUGAUGUCCCAGACCUCAAGCAGUCGCUGUGGCGGGUCUGCAGCGAGUUCUUCUCCCGGCCGCUCACCAUCGCCUGGGGGAUGAGGCUCUUUGGCCUGAAGCCUUUUUCCAAACCUCUCACCAUUCACCUGGUGGGCGCAGGCCACAGUGAGACCCUGGCUGCCAGACUGACAGACUAUGAUGAGCUAAACAACAUGUUCCCCGGGCACCAGGGGAUCGAGAUCGUCAUGGUGGGACCAGAGGUGGUGGACGGCCCAAUCAUGAGGCCUCCUCUCAGGGGGUUCGGCCCCAAGAAGGCGGUCUUCAUCAGCGCCUAUAAGGGGCUGUACCACGAGUUCUGGGAGGAGCUGGUGGAGAAAGCGGAAGCAGCAAAGCCGGACCUGGUGGUUGGAUUUCAUCCUGGGUUUGAUGCCAGUCAGGGUCUGGACCAGGGAUGGCUUCCAACUCUUCUGCUCCUCAGGGAUUAUGAGAUUCCUUCUGUUUUCACUGCUCUCACCGAGACAGAGAUGACCUACUCGCUGCAGAUCCUGCUGGAGCUGGAGAUGGACAUGAGGGGGAGUGGCGCCAACCCGUUCUCCUCGCUGAAACCAGAGGUGGUGGGUUCGAGUCCGGGCAAGCCCCCCGUCUACUGCAACUCCCACUACUUCUGUUUCCAGGGUCUGCUGGAGACGGCCGAGUUAGAGGAGCUGGAGGAGGCCUGA